This is a messenger RNA of Aspergillus puulaauensis, 741 nucleotides long. RefSeq names its product ATP-dependent Clp protease proteolytic subunit. The transcript is spliced from 5 exons. Gene Ontology annotation, biological process: protein quality control for misfolded or incompletely synthesized proteins. NCBI's taxonomy places the organism in Eukaryota, Fungi, Ascomycota, Eurotiomycetes, Eurotiales, Aspergillaceae. Bases 1 to 741 code for a protein of 246 amino acids. Gene Ontology annotation, cellular component: endopeptidase Clp complex. The record is from RefSeq and is a predicted model, not a curated record. Gene Ontology annotation, molecular function: serine-type endopeptidase activity; ATP-dependent peptidase activity; ATPase binding.
AUGAAUGUAAGUCGCUCAUUACGGCGACUUGGUCUCCUGGCCUCCCGCGCUUCAGUGAGAAGCUUCUCAAGCUCCCUCCGAGUUCGGUCGUCCGCGCAACCUCCGCGGGGCUGGACCCCAACACCCUUCGUAACAGAGACAGUGGGAGGUGGCUGGCACACCUACGACAUCUUCUCUAGACUCCUCAAGGAACGGAUUAUCUGCCUAAAUGGCGAGGUCGACGAAUCCAUGUCCGCGUCCAUCGUCGCGCAGCUCCUCUUCCUCGAAGCCGAUAACCCACAGAAACCGAUCCACCUCUAUAUCAACUCCCCCGGGGGUUCUGUAACGGCCGGCCUCGCUAUCUACGACACAAUGACCUACAUCGCUUCUCCCGUCUCCACAAUCUGCGUCGGCCAAGCUGCCUCCAUGGGUUCCCUGCUUCUAUGUGGUGGAAACGCUGGUCAGCGCUACUGUCUUCCGCACUCGUCGAUCAUGAUUCACCAGCCGUCUGGUGGAUACUUCGGGCAAGCAACGGACAUUGCGAUUCAUGCGAAGGAGAUUCUGCGGGUGCGGCACCAGCUGAACCGGAUCUAUAAAAUGCACUUAACGGGGAAGAAGGAGAUGUCGAUCGAUGAGAUUGAGAAGUUGAUGGAACGGGAUUACUUCAUGGGGGCGCAGGAAGCGCUGGAUUUGGGGAUCGUGGAUAAGAUUCUGGAUCGCAGGGUUCAGAACCCUACGAACGGGGAAGGGGACAAGGACUAA